Messenger RNA from Penicillium concentricum, 2295 nucleotides. RefSeq lists its product as uncharacterized. The record is from RefSeq and is a predicted model, not a curated record. Gene Ontology annotation, biological process: DNA-templated transcription; positive regulation of transcription from RNA polymerase II promoter by galactose. Gene Ontology annotation, cellular component: nucleus. The transcript has 3 exons. NCBI's taxonomy places the organism in Eukaryota, Fungi, Ascomycota, Eurotiomycetes, Eurotiales, Aspergillaceae. The coding region runs from base 1 to 2295 and encodes 764 amino acids. Gene Ontology annotation, molecular function: zinc ion binding; DNA-binding transcription factor activity, RNA polymerase II-specific; RNA polymerase II cis-regulatory region sequence-specific DNA binding.
AUGUUUCAUACAUUCGAAGGGUUUGAGAACCCAACGGCAGCAACUCCUGCUCGCAACCGAUCUACCAGCGAAAGACGUGAAUCUAUUAGUCGUCGUGUGACAACCUUGCGCGCUUGUACAUCUUGUCGUCAUCGCAAGAUCAAGUGUGAUGGUGAGAAGCCAUGUGAGGCAUGUCGAUGGUAUAAGAAGUCGGAUCAAUGCCAUUAUUCAGACCCGCGGCCAUCGCGGAGACAUGUAGAAAAACUGUCUACAACUCUGGAAGAAUAUCGAAGUAUCCUGGGAAAGUUAUUCCCAAACUUUUCUCCAGAGUCAUUGACAAAUCUGCCACGAGAGAAACUUCUGGAGCUCACAACCGCUUCGUCGGGUUCUCACAUGCAAGCCCUAUCACAUCAUGCCGAUUCACCAUCUACAUCGGCUUCAUUGGAAGCCCAUGUCUCACCUCUGUCAAAUGAUGAUGAUAACCUCGAGGCUCUGCAAACUAUGCCCGAGGAACUACCGGAUAGCCGUAAUACCAGCUCCUCGGAUCUAGUAGAGGGUGUCUCGGAUGACGUGAAUGGGCUGUCGCUGUCAGCUCGCCAGCCUUCAUCUUACCUGGGUGUAUCAUCUAUCCAAGCUGUGAUCAAGGUCAUUGUCUGGUUGGACCCAGGUUGUGCCUCGUACUUUUCUCGAACUCCCGCAAACGAACAGGAGAACCCGAUAGCAUGGCAACAUCGUGCGCCUGUCACACCCCCACAACCCCUUAUUCCACCCUCAGAGAUGCAAAUGCUCGAUGCAUAUUUCCUCUAUUUCCAAGCCUUCGCUCCCAUGAUCGAUGAGCGCUCCUUCCGCGAGGCUUACUGCGCCGGUCGUCGAAGAGAUGACCAUUGGCUUGCGUUGCUGAACAUCGUUCUUGCGCUUGGUUGCAUUGCCGCUACAGGACCUGAUGAUGUAACACACCAGACAUACUUCUUGCGAUGCAAGGGUCACCUUAGUCUGAGUUCCUUGGGAAGUUCCCAUAUCGAGACUAUCCAGGCGCUGGGCCUGAUGGGCGGCUGGUACUGCCACUAUAUCAGCCAGCCAAAUCUGGCAUACUCCCUUAUGGGUGCUGCGCUGCGUAUGGCGGCUGCCUUGGGACUGCACAAGGAGUUUGCGGAAUCUCGUCAAAUACCGAGUCCGGCGAAGCUAGCCUCCAUGGAUCUUAAGCGUCGCGUCUGGUGGUCUUUGUUUUGCAUGGAUACCUGGGCUUGCAUGACACUGGGCCGACCUAGUAUGGGUCGGAUAGGUUCAACCAUUACAGUGAAACCCCCACUCUGUCGAGACAAGGAAAACGUCCUCGAGAUCCUUCCCUUGGUGGAAAACAUCCGCUUCGCCAAGAUUGCAACCCAAGUCCAAGAGUCCCUCGCUGCAGCACCGCUAGUCAAGCACCAAGAAAUGGCCCACGCAGAUACACAGCUCCUUGAGUGGUGGGACAAUCUCCCCUCCGUCCUGAAAGACCAUGAGCCCUGCUCAGAGUCAAUAAACACUGUCCGCACAGUCAUGCGCUGGCGCUACUACAACCAACGGAUCCUCCUAUAUCGACCAACACUGCUCAGCUAUGCCAUGCGACGCGUGCCUUAUAUCGCACUGCGAUCCGAGGAGCGCACCGCGAUUGAGAAAUGUCGCGCAGUCGCAGAGGAAUCUAUUCGGAAUAUCGCUGCUACGGCACAGCUUAACCAGCUGUGCGGGUGGAAUGCUGUCUGGUGGACUUUCCAGGCUUCUCUUGUUCCCUUGGUGGGGUUGUUCCUUAACGAUCCAACGGUGGAUGACCCCCGAGCUUCCAUUGAGUCCUGUCAGGCGCAGGUGGAAAUGGCCAUGAUGACUUUGGCCCGUAUGCAGUCCUUCGGCCAUACGGCAAAGCGGUCGCUGGAUGCUAUCUCGCGUAUCUAUGAGGCUAGCAAGCGGGGGCAGGACCUCGAUCCUGAUUCUUCCACUAGUAUUCUGAGUGGCUCUUAUCCCGCUGGUCGGGAUAUGUCACUCAUGUUCCCGGCACCUGGCGCGGGUCGUGGCAACAUGGCCAUAGGCGAGAAUGGGUUCCUUGACCCCCUCGCCACUACCCCGUUCACGGAUGAUUCAGGAGGCCAGUAUCUCUGGGAAUAUCUGAGCUGGAGUGACAAUAAUUUGUGGCCAGGGGUUGCCGCUGAUAUUGAUGGGAGGAACGAUGCGAUGACUCUGUUGACCCCCGAUCAUGAGAAAGGCCCAAAAUACGGAGAACAACCUGCGUAUUUUGAUCCCAUGCCGGAUUCUGGGUAUUUUGCAAAUGGCGGGCUUUAUUACUGA